AUGACGACAGUUACCUUAUCGCUUGACCCAGUUGUUCUCUCCGACCCAACGACAUAUUUCUUCCUCAACAUCGCGAGCAACAUUUCCUUCCGCUUGCCAACCGGCCAGACGUUGUUCUCAACUGCCGAUGAGCUGCUCGCUGGCAUUCAAGGAGGAGAAUUAUUCAUCCUCCAGGCUCAGACUUGCCGCUUCCUGGUCUCGGUCACCAAGGAGGAAGACGAUUCGAAGGAUCAAGCCAAUUUCGACUCACAAGACAAGGUCAAAGAUCAUUUCGACAGCCAAGAUUCAGGCGUCUGUCUUCUACCUUGCGAUGCCGUUGCCUCUGCAUCCAACAAGCAGGCUUCUAAGGAUGGCGAGGUCACUUCUUCGAUAUACAGACUCGUGGAAGCUGGUAUCAACACUUUACUCAUCGGUCGCAAAGCCGUUGAAGGAAUCGAAACAAUAUCAACAAUGAGAACGCCAACACUUAUUCGCCUUGCACCCGAGGUAUUUAACACGAGCUAUCUUUCAUCUUUGAUUGCUCGAUCUCACCUCCUACCAGCACUGUCCUCCGUGUUUUCAGAUCUUGACCACAUCGAGUCUCUUCGACUACGGCGCCAUAAUUCUGUAUCCAACGGCAAUGUCUCAGACAGCCAUCCCAAUGUAGCUCAAGAUGGCACACCCGAUAGCUUCGGGCAGCGGAUAUGGAGGCUAAUGCGUACGCAUCUACCUGCUUUCGACGAGACAAAAUCGUCACAGCAACAGCGCAGCGAGCCGGCAACACGAAUAGGUGAAAUCCCAGAGCUCCUGGAUCUCGAUGCCAUGACUCCUUAUGAAGAUAGAGCAGAAGACGAGCUCUCAAUUAGUGUAGAGUCCGGUUUUGUAGCCGAUGAGGAGCUUGAAACGAAUCAGGCUCGCCACAUCCAAGACUCAUUAUCAGACACUGAUAUGGAUUUUGGCCAGAACACGCCGUCUUCCUGGAUGAUUGACGAGAGCCUGUGUCUGUCUUCCCCACCUCCGACUUUCAAUCUCCAUGCGGAUCGGAGCGAGCUUGGAGAUGAGCGAGAGGAAAACAACGACGAGGGCCGCUAUCCAGAAGACCCCAUCUCAGAUUUUGGGGAGACCCAUGACUCCCGCAACGUGGUAGACCUGGAGGCGCAUGGGCUGAUUCGGGCAAUCGACUUAAUGGAUACAUCACGAUUGAUUCUUCACUCGACACACCCACUGGCCAGCACCACUUCCGGAGGUUGCAGUGACUGGUCGAAUGCCAGCGUUGAUUUCGGGGAUGAAGAAGACUUUGGGAUAGGAUAUUUUGCCGAUGGCUCCUAUGGGCAAAGUUUGACAUCUCCUCAGCGUUACAGCGAUUGGCAGCGUGACGAGGGCGAGGGCCUGUCCUCAGAGGUAUCGUUCCAAGAAGCCAGACCUGACCACCUACCGGAUGAUCAUGAGAUACACGGAGAACCUGAGCUCGGCCACGGGGAAGACAUAUGCCAGGGCUACACCUGGCCAAACGAAUCCUUUUCCGAAAACAAAACUGCCCAUUUUGAGGAAGAAUGA
Messenger RNA from Colletotrichum orchidophilum, 1536 nucleotides. RefSeq lists its product as uncharacterized. Bases 1 to 1536 code for a protein of 511 amino acids. Lineage: Eukaryota; Fungi; Ascomycota; Sordariomycetes; Glomerellales; Glomerellaceae. The transcript is spliced from 4 exons. The record is from RefSeq and is a predicted model, not a curated record.